CUUGUACAAGCAAGCUCAACCACAUGCAGUCAGCGGGGGCGGCGCCACCGCACUUCCAAAUUACCUGAGUGUCUCGUGUUAAUCUGGCUCGAAAACGGGUGCGGCUGACUGCUGUUGACGAGCAGAAUUUACCAUUUGCACACUUGCCACUUUGUGAUGAGGCAAUCUACCUGGUACCGAUUCACGCCAUGGGCUACAGUUUUCUCAACUUUGUUAUCUUUCAUUUCCGCGGAGGUGGUGGAUGAUCAACCCCAGCAGGAAUUUACGGAAGUUCAAGGUAGAGUGCUGAGUUCCGCAGCCACCCUAGGCGUCUGUGCACUUGUCUUCGCAUGUCUCAAUCUUAUCUGCUGCAGUGUCUCGCUUCACAAGGCUAUCAAAGAUCGAGAGCGCAUCAAAAAGCGGAACGCAGUCCGAAAACGAAUAAACGCCCAUCUCAUGGAACCAAAGACUAAACCCUAUAUGGAUGACGGCUCUCCGAAUCCGGAAACACGCUUACAACCUCCCCUAGAACCCACAGCGCAUGUGAAGCGUUUGCACGCCAAGUCUUUAGAGCGAAACAUCCCAGAAGCACAACCACUAACAAGACUGCCUGCGACUCAGCACUCACCAGCAGUGGCUCGGCUGGCUCGAAUGGAUCAUACGGCCGAUAUAACAUUCACUGACCCACUGAGUUACUAAUUUAAACGGAAAAUAGCUCCGCUCCUUGUACUAUCCGAAGGGUGUGUCCAAUCUAGUUGGAUGCGCAUUGAACCCACAUACAAGCGAAUGCACACUAGAUCCCCACUAGCUUACCCCUUGGUUUCGUUCUUAUUCCUCUUCAUUUUGGACAUGAGUAAAUUGGAUUGGCGAGACAUAGAUCUAAGGGUAGAAACCCUCUCCAUGGUUAGACUC
Molecule: messenger RNA, 891 nt
Organism: Dicrocoelium dendriticum
Lineage: Eukaryota; Metazoa; Platyhelminthes; Trematoda; Plagiorchiida; Dicrocoeliidae
Source: the annotation of a GenBank genome assembly